This is a messenger RNA of Gracilinanus agilis (Agile Gracile Mouse Opossum), 2067 nucleotides long. It is a transcript of the gene FCAMR, whose product is annotated as Fc fragment of IgA and IgM receptor. Gene Ontology annotation, molecular function: transmembrane signaling receptor activity. Gene Ontology annotation, cellular component: plasma membrane. Bases 1 to 2067 code for a protein of 688 amino acids. The record is from RefSeq and is a predicted model, not a curated record. The transcript has 7 exons. Lineage: Eukaryota; Metazoa; Chordata; Mammalia; Didelphimorphia; Didelphidae.
AUGGCGAACCUUUUAGAGACUGAGUGCUUAAAUUACAACCCUCACAACACAUGUGAGCCCCCCACCUUACCCCAGACAGGAGAGGGAGGCACUUACCUCAGGGCAGGAUGGAAAGUGAUCCCCCUCUUCAUCUUGUGUUUGCUUCAAGCUACUAGUACUUUGAAAUGUCCAAGAUUGGUGGCUGGGGAUCCUGGGGGAACGGUCACCAUUGAGUGCCAUUAUACCCCCACACCAGCUAACAAACACCAGAGGAAAUAUUGGUGCCGCUUGUCCUUCCCUCAGAGGGUCUGCCAUACCAUCAUCUCCACCAACAUCUUCAUCAGCCAGAGCUACAAGGACCGAGUGACUCUUGUGGACUUCCCCAGCCAGGGCAUGUUUGUAGUGACCUUGGCCCAGUUGGCACCUGAAGAUACAGGGUACUAUCGCUGUGGCAUUGGACCUAGAACAGAUAUAUUCUUCUCCAGCAUGAAUCUGACCAUCUCUACAGGUUCUGCCAACCUCACAAUUCCCUCAAGUGUCAUCCCUAGGACAUCUUUGGCUACCAGAGUCCAGAUUAUGGAAAUCCUUGGGACAACAACUUCAGUUAUAGGUAGACUGGAACUUAACACAACCCUACUUGCAGAAGGAUGGGAGACAAGAACCAUCAGAAGAGAUACCACUCCAGUUGCAGUCACCCAGGCACCAGGAAUCACUGGAGCAACAACUACAGUUACAGGUGGACAGGACCUUGACGCAACUUUGUUUACAGAGGGAUGGGAGAGAAGAACCAGGAAAAGAGAGAACACUCUAGCUAAAGUCACCCAGGCACCAGGAACCAUUGGAGCAACAACUUCAGUUACAGAUGGACAGCACCUUGACACAACUUUGUUCACAGGGGGACGGGAGACAAGAACCAGUGGAAGAAAGAAUACCCUAGCUGAAGUUACCCAGGCACCAGGAAUCAUUGGACCAACAACUACGGUUACAAGUGGACAGGUUCCAAAGACUAUUGAAACAAUAACUUCAGCUCCAGGGAGUCAGGCCUUUGAUACAACCCUGGUUAUAAAAGGACAGGGGUCAGAAAUUUGCAGAGGACACCCAACUCCAACCAUAAUCACCAAGGCCUCAGAGAACAUUGGAAUAAUUACUUCAGUUACAGGUAGACAGGGUUCAGGAAUUCUUGGAGGAACAAUUCCAGCUGCAGGCAGACGGGAUCUUGACACAACUCUGGUUGCAAAAGGAGAGGAGGCAGGAAUUAUCAGAGAAACUCUAACCUUAGCUAAAGUCACUCAACCACUGGAGCACACAUCAAGCAAAGAUAUACAGGCUUCAGGAACAGUUAGAUUAAUAAUUCCAGAUACUGGUGAUUGGGUUCUAAAGACCACAAGAACACCAGAACCAGUUCCAGAGAGGCAGACUACAGAAGCCAAAGGAACAUCAAACAUAACGGAAGGUGGUUUAGUCUUGGAAACAAGAGCAGGAAUAAAAACUAUUGUAGGAACCGUUAGAGAAAGGAGAUCAACCAUUAGAAAUGUAAAUCGACUAAUUGAGGCAACUCUGAACACUGGAAUACCUCCAGUUACCACCAGAAAUAUUACAGGAACCCCCAGACCUUCAACAACAGUCAGAGACAAUCUCAGAGAAGUAACUCCAGGUACAGACCAACAGACUUGGGGGACCAUCAGAGCCAUAGCCCUAGAUGUAGAUGUGAGUGGCUGGUUCUCACAAACCAAUAGAAGAGGGAAAAUUUCAACUUUAGGAGGAACAGCUGCUACUGAUAGACAAAACCCGUCAGAGGAACCACUGAGAAGAAUCCCAGGGGUAGCACUCCUGAUUCCUCCUAGCAACAAGUCCAACAAAGAGAAUUCUCCUCCGGAUCAGAGACGAAUCUCCCAGAUCCUGAUCAUUUUCUCUACUGUGUUGCUCCCUCUUGUUCUCCUGGUUCUGUUGCUACUGCAAAGGAAGCUUCAAAAGAGGAUCUCUCUUCGGACCCAGGAGAUGCCCAUGCUUUCUCUAAUCCAGCUGACUAACUUUCAAGAUCUCCCUGAGAAGCUGAGCAAGGAACAACUGCAGCCCCAGGAAGUCUAA